This is a messenger RNA of Cynara cardunculus var. scolymus (artichoke), 945 nucleotides long. RefSeq lists its product as uncharacterized. The transcript has a single exon. NCBI's taxonomy places the organism in Eukaryota, Viridiplantae, Streptophyta, Magnoliopsida, Asterales, Asteraceae. Gene Ontology annotation, biological process: regulation of DNA-templated transcription. The record is from RefSeq and is a predicted model, not a curated record. The annotation marks the transcript as partial.
AUGGAUGAUUCUUCAAAACCACAGCAUACAAACCCUAGUUCUAGCAACCCACCUGGUUUCGCUAUUGGUUCCACCGCAUCAUCCUCUCCUCCUUCCACCGGAAACAACCCACCACCACCACAACCACCGCCUCCACCACCGUCAUCGCCACAAGGUGUUGCCACCGCCACCACAUCAAGCAGCAAAAGAAAGAAACCCUCCACUGAUGAUCAAGGCGAACAUGAGGAAUUUCAAGAUGAUAUUGACGCCGGUGGUAUUACACGAACGAAAUGCCAUCAAACCAACAAAUCAACCGCCGGAGAUGACGUUGCCGCCGCAGCAGCCAUGAACACCGCCAGCGGCGGCAGCCCAAGGAGGAGGAGAGAAGAGAUUGCUCUUUUGAAUGACAUUCUUGACUACUGCAAGAAAAAAGGGAGAUGCCCAGCUGACCAUUUCAAACAUUUGCAUAAAUUCUAUAAGAAUUGGGUUGAAAGACGAACUAGGGUUUACAUGAAUGAAAUCGUUUUGAAUAAUAAGAUGGAAGAUUUGCAUGUAAGAUUCGUGCAGAAUCUUGGGAGGACAUGGGAUGGUGAAGAAAUAGAAGAGUGGAUGGAUCCCAUUGAUGUUGAAAUCUAUGAGUUAUCGUAUAGUAUUUGGGGGGAAGAAGACGAUGAUAUCGGAUUCCAUGACGAUGGUGGUAUGAACGAUUCGAAAGAUGAAGAACAAACUGGUGAUCCGAAAGAUUCGAAAGAUGAAAAGACCAAACAUGAUUUGGAAGAUUCAUCUGAACAAGAAACUGAUGAUGAUAAUGGUACCAAAGAUUCAACUGAACAAGAAACUGAUGAUGAUAAUGGUACAAAAGAUUCGACUGAUGAUGGUCAUGAUGAAACCGAAGAUUCGAAAGCUUUGAAAGCUUCAACUGAGCAAGAAACCGAUGAUGAUCAAGAAACCGAAGAUUCGAAAACU